UUAAGCCAUCUCUGACCCUAGUCACCCGAGGCCGAGGAACUGUGUUUGAGCCUCGAGGUGGACGGAAUUUAGUGGAGACCGAGCUGACUUGAGUCACAGUACUCAAUCCGGCUCUUCUUCGUUCGGCUGUCAACCAGGCAAGCUCUUCUGUUCUGCUAGUUACUCGAUUAUCAUCCUCCUCCUCUUGUCAUCCGCCACAAUAUGGGAAAGGAAAAGGUGCACAUUAACAUCGUGGUCAUUGGCCACGUCGACUCUGGCAAGUCCACCACCACGGGCCAUUUGAUCUACAAAUGUGGAGGUAUCGAUAAGAGAACGAUAGAAAAGUUCGAGAAGGAGGCCCAGGAGAUGGGAAAGGGAUCCUUCAAAUACGCCUGGGUGCUGGACAAACUUAAGGCUGAGCGAGAACGUGGUAUCACCAUCGACAUCGCCCUCUGGAAGUUCGAGACCGCAAAGUUCUACGUCACCAUCAUCGACGCUCCCGGACACAGAGAUUUCAUUAAGAACAUGAUCACGGGAACAUCUCAGGCCGAUUGCGCUGUGCUUAUCGUGGCUGCCGGAACUGGAGAGUUUGAAGCCGGUAUUUCCAAGAAUGGACAAACUCGUGAGCACGCCCUUCUCGCUUACACCCUUGGCGUUAAACAGCUUAUUGUUGGAGUCAACAAGAUGGACUCCACUGAGCCCCCAUACUCUGAGGCCCGUUUCGAGGAAAUCAAAAAGGAAGUCAGCAGCUACAUUAAGAAGAUUGGAUACAAUCCAGCUGGCGUACCCUUCGUCCCCAUUUCCGGAUGGAACGGAGACAACAUGUUGGAGGUUUCCGACAAGAUGGGCUGGUUCAAGGGAUGGAAGGUUGAGCGCAAGGAAGGAAACGCCGACGGCAAGUGCUUGAUUGAAGCUCUCGACGCUAUCCUUCCCCCAUCGAGACCUACCGAUAAGCCCCUUCGUCUUCCUCUCCAGGACGUGUACAAAAUUGGAGGUAUUGGAACUGUGCCCGUGGGCCGAGUUGAGACUGGAAUCAUCAAACCCGGAAUGGUGGUCACUUUCGCCCCCGUUGGUCUGACCACUGAAGUCAAGUCCGUGGAGAUGCACCACGAAGCUCUGACGGAAGCAGUUCCCGGAGACAAUGUUGGUUUCAACAUUAAGAACGUCUCUGUCAAGGAAAUCCGAAGAGGGUACGUUGCUGGAGACUCCAAGGUCAGCCCACCCAAGGGGGCCGCCGACUUCUCUGCCCAGGUCAUCGUGUUGAACCACCCUGGACAAAUCUCUAACGGAUACUGUCCCGUUUUGGACUGUCACACCGCUCACAUCGCCUGCAAAUUCCAGGAAAUCAAGGAAAAGUGCGACCGUCGUACCGGAAAAACCACGGAAGAGAAUCCCAAGGCCAUCAAGUCUGGCGACGCUGCCAUCGUGACCCUCGUCCCCACUAAGCCCAUGUGCGUUGAGGCUUUCACCGACUUCCCUCCCUUGGGGCGUUUCGCCGUUCGAGACAUGAGACAAACCGUCGCCGUGGGUGUCAUCAAGUCUGUCAACUUCAAGGAAGCUACCGGAAAAACCACAAAAGCCGCAGAAAAGGCCAUCAAGAAGAAAUAACCAUUGUUGUUGUUAUCAUCUUUUUCAUUUGUUAAUACAGCAAUUUAUCGUUAUACAUUGGAUAUUAAUGGGCCAAUAAAAGAAUAUUUUCUCUGGAAGGGGAAAAGAAAAAAAAUA
This is a messenger RNA of Folsomia candida, 1704 nucleotides long. RefSeq names its product elongation factor 1-alpha. Gene Ontology annotation, biological process: translational elongation; translation. The transcript is spliced from 5 exons. The record is from RefSeq and is a predicted model, not a curated record. Bases 202 to 1587 code for a protein of 461 amino acids. Gene Ontology annotation, molecular function: GTP binding; GTPase activity; translation elongation factor activity. NCBI's taxonomy places the organism in Eukaryota, Metazoa, Arthropoda, Collembola, Entomobryomorpha, Isotomidae.